AUGACUUUUGUUUGUUCGGCCUGUCGACAAACAAUAGUGAAUAAUUCUUUGAGGAAAAUUUGUGGAUCUUGUCAACAAAUCUUCUGUUCGAAUUGCGCCUAUCAACGUAUUGCUGUGCCGAAGUUAAGCUAUCAAAUGCAUGAAGUUUGUUCAGCAUGUUUUCAUUCCAUUAGUACACAAAUGAUGUUACAAAAGCCACCGAAAGGUUUCAUGCAACGGCUAGAACAACAACAGCCACCAACAGUGCAGAGAAGAAUACCAACGAAUGAACUUGACCCAGAAACGCGAGCAUUGGAAGAACGCCUUCAAAAACUUCGUAUGGCUUUUCCAUCAACGUCAUCAGCUGGAGUAGGUGCAAGUGCAAUACCUUCGUCAGUAGCUGAAACUCCUGAUGAUCUUCUUCAACAAAUGAAUGACGCAUUGGCUAUUGAACAGAAUGCAAAGAACCAAGAGAAGGAUCUAGAAGAGCGUAUGCGUAUUCUCCAUGCAACAUUACCACCGGCAACACCGGAUACCGUUGUCUUGCCAAAGCCUAAAGUUGAGGAUGAAGCGAACGAUGAAGAUGAGGAAUUUCCUUGGUGUACAGUGUGUAAUGACAAUGCGACAAAGCGGUGUCUCGAUUGUGAUGAAUUAUUUUGUGAAGCAUGUGUAAGAAAGAUUCAUCGGCAAUCUUCGUACAAAAAACACGAAUUGGAAUCUUAUCGACCCUCGGCAAAAGCGAGGAAAAAAUAUAAUUAUUAA
Messenger RNA from Adineta ricciae, 741 nucleotides. The record is from the annotation of a GenBank genome assembly. NCBI's taxonomy places the organism in Eukaryota, Metazoa, Rotifera, Eurotatoria, Adinetida, Adinetidae.